UCACAUCCUCUUCGAUCUCAUGAAAAAUAAAAAUUGGGGUUAAAAGAAAAAAAGAAGAAAAUUCUGGAGAUCUGUCCUUUAAUUUCUGGCCAUCCUCCUGUACUGUUAGAGAGACCGGACAUCCAAACUCGGUGCUGUUUCUCUCAUAACAGUUUUGCGCCAAAUGUCCCCAACUUAACAACUCAAAACCUUCUCCUCUUUUUCUCGAAACGUUUCUUUUCCCCUACCCACAAAACCGUUUCUAGGGUUUCACCAAACUCUUCCAAUUUCAACUUCCAGAUUGCCACAACGUUCUGUAAUUUCCGCCAACGACAACGACAACGACAACGACGUCGCUUAGUUUGGCUUGCCAAAGUCGGAGUCUUUGUUCCAUUGGGAUUGUUUUGGUGGUGGUGGUGUUGCUGCCUUGUGCUAAUUGCAGCUGGGAGGUCCUUGGUUUUGGGGUUGGAGCUCCAAGAUUUUGAAUUUCUUCGAUUUUGUUUGAAUUUCUGCAGAGGGUUUUCGGAGUUUUCGAUUUCGAAGUUGCUUACUGUGAUUUAGGGUGUUUGGUUGUGUAAUUGGUUGGUGUAAUUGGUGGGGAUAAGGCAUUGGUUAGGUAUAGGAUAUGAGUAGUGUUUUCAGUGAGCAGAUACUUGCAGAUAAGCUCUCCAAGCUCAACAGCACCCAGCAGUGUAUCGAAACUUUGUCACACUGGUGUAUAUUUCAUCGGAGCAAAGCUGAAUUGGUGGUUACAACAUGGGAGAAACAGUUCCAUAAUGCACAAAUGGUUCAAAAAGUCCCUCUCUUGUAUCUUGCCAAUGACAUCCUACAGAACAGCAAGCGUAAAGGAAAUGAAUUUGUUACCGAGUUUUGGAAGGUUCUUCCAAGAGCUCUUAAAGUUAUUAAUGAUGAAGGCGAUGACCAUGGAAAGAAUGUUGUCUCUAGAUUGGUUGGUAUAUGGGAAGAGAGGAGAGUAUUUGGGUCUCGCACGCGGAGCCUCAAAGAACUAAUGCUUGGGCAAGAAGUGCCUCCACCCUUGGAGUUCAGUGGCAAAAAGCGCUCACGUUCAGUCAGAAUUAUGAAAAGAGAUUCACGCUCUAUCAGAACGAAACUUUCCAUUGGAGGUGCAGCUGAGAAGAUUGUAUCGGCAUUUCACUUGGUGAUCGGUGAAAAUCCAAAUGAAGAUGCCGAGAUGAGUAAAUGCAAGUCUGCAGUUCACCAAGUAAGGAAGUUGGAAAAAGAUGUUGACAGUGCCUGUACUACUGCAAAGGAUCCAAAACGGAAAAGUUUAGCAAAAGAACUCGAGGAGGAAGAAAAUGUGUUGAAGCAGUGUUUUGAGAAACUUAAAUCAGUUGAAGCGAGUAGAGUAGCACUAGUAUCUCAAUUAAGAGAAGCUUUGCAUGAACAGGAAUCCGAACUGGAGAAUGUUCGAACUCAUAUGCAGGUGGCACAAGCACAGGCAGAAGAAGCCAGCAACAUGCGGAAACGGCUAAAUGAUGAAGAUUAUAUAUUUAAUCCAUCAAGUGCUGAUGCAAAUUCCAAGGGAGGACAAACACCAAAGAAGUCUGCUGCAGCCAUUGCAGCUUUGGUUGCAGACAAGCUUGCUGCUUCUAGUUCCUCUCAACUAAUUAUGACUUCUGUUCUUUCUACUUUUGCUGCUGAAGAGGCGAAGAAUGCUGGCCUGACCAAGCCCUCUACCUCUUCCAAUUCAUACCCAUCCACGCCAAAGAGUUCGGGCACUGAUUCAAUGUCUAAACCCGAAAGGUCCAUGCCAGUUUCAGAUCCCAAUGUUUUUAUGUCAACACAGCCGCCCGCUGCGCCUCCAAACCACUCUUACCAAUCAGCAAUGGUUCCACAACAGCAGAAUCAUGUCCCAACCUCACAAGCUCAAUUUCAUAUGCUUCAAAACCCAUCCUCACAACAAUAUUUACAGCCAUCAGGAGGUGUCAUGAGCCAAUAUGUUUACGGGAACAUUCCACCUUUGCCUCUAGGACCACCACCACCCCCACCGCAUAUGGUAAGUCCAAUGGUGCCAAUGUCUCAGCAGCCCAUGCAAAUGAACCAGCAGCCCUCACCAAUUACCCAGCAGCAACAAAUACCCUUAAUUCAACAACCUCCUAGUUUCCGGCCACUUCAGCCACCCGGAAUGGUGUAUUAUAGCCUUCCUCAUCAUUCUCAGUGAAUUUGAAUACCUUAGGUAGGCACUAGGCAGUAUAACCAAUGUGAGCUUUAUUUUUGUUUCAGGAAAAAAUCAUCAAAGUUUUGUUUAAUCAGCAUUUUGGCUAUUCUUUUUUCAAGCCAGCAUUUGCUUUUUCAUGAUUAAUUAUAAUUUAAUCAUUGGACAAUAAGUCAAU
Molecule: messenger RNA, 2333 nt
Organism: Rosa rugosa (rugosa rose)
Lineage: Eukaryota; Viridiplantae; Streptophyta; Magnoliopsida; Rosales; Rosaceae
Exons: 7
Coding region: 605-2161 (518 amino acids)
Biological process (GO): mRNA 3'-end processing
Cellular component (GO): RNA polymerase II, holoenzyme
Molecular function (GO): RNA polymerase II complex binding
Source: RefSeq, a predicted model, not a curated record